Molecule: messenger RNA, 1633 nt
Organism: Benincasa hispida (wax gourd)
Lineage: Eukaryota; Viridiplantae; Streptophyta; Magnoliopsida; Cucurbitales; Cucurbitaceae
Source: RefSeq, a predicted model, not a curated record
GGUAAGGUACCAUCAUUAUUCAAUGGUUUAUUUAUUUCGACCCUUCUAAAAUCUGCCCGAUAUUCGACUCUGGACCGUCUGGACAUUAUUCGAAGGCUUCUCUCUUUCGCGGUCGGGGGAGUUUUACAUGUUUUUCAACGUCGAACUUCAGGCCUCUCCCCACCAGGAUUUAGUGCUCUUCUUCGGAUAAUUUUGCUUGGAAACGCGUAAAUGCAUUAUCCAGGGAACAUUUGGCUUGUGCUCUAACAGAUUACAACACGACUGAGUGACAAAUUCAAGAGACGACAAGCGAUCACUCGGAGUAGCAACGAUGGACAAGCAUUAAUUUUCAAUCUUCUCUUCUCUGUCUUUCUGGUGAUGGUGUUUUUUCCCUUCCUUUUCUGGUUCUGGGUCUUGUAGAUCACAUUAAAAGGAGGAUUUAUUGGUCAUUUUAUGGUUCUUCCCUUAGCUUGCAGGGUAAACAAUAGAAAUAGAAGCAUUAGCUUUUCAUGUGUAGUUUAAGAGUAUUUUACUUUGGAUUGGAAUCUUUAAUAUUUCUUUUUGCUUCUUCAUCAAGCAAGCUUGAGAGUUAGUGAACAGGAACUUGUUCAGGCUUUUUACCCUUCAUUCCUUUCUUCAAGUUCUAGGAAGUUGUUUACGCAGGGGAAACUAUGUAUUCUAGGUGUUGUCUCCUCGGCCGCUUAGAGGGUUGCUCUAGCAAGAAACCAUGUUGUUCAUUCUUACAGUUUUCUGGAGAAUAUCUGCGCGCACUUAUUCUUUUGAUGGUGGAUAAUAUCAAGCUUCUUUUCCAUAGAAGAAGCUGCCAUGGAUGCUGCACUGCAUCUGCACUAAGUAAUGCAAUGGAUGGGCCGUCUAAAGGUCUGAGAGUUAAAGACCAAGAAGCAAAGAAACAAUGCUUACCAGAAAAUAUCCCGAGCUCUAGCACAUGUGAAAUGGACAACAGUACAGUUUGGUCCCAGAGAAGCAUGGCAUCAGCUCACUCACAUGAUUCUCACAGCAAUAUUGGGAGCAGUACAGACUUUGUAAAUUCUGGACUACUUCUUUGGAAUGAAACCAGGAAGCAAUGGGUUGGAAAUAAAAUGUCCGAGAGGCAAAAGCAAGUUCAAGAACCCAAAAUAAGCUGGGAUGCUACUUAUGACAGCUUAUUAAUAACAAACAAGCCGUUCCCCGAGCCUGUACCUCUUACUGAGAUGAUAGAUUUUCUUGUUGAUGUCUGGGAGCAGGAUGGUCUAUAUGACUGAGCCUGCAGUUCAAGGGAGUCUUCAUAUUGUUUAAACUUAUGCAGCUCGAAUUUUUUUCGCUGCUGAAUUUAUAUCUUCGAUUACGGGAAAUCGUUCAAUGCUUAUAGUAUACAAAUACUAGUGUUUAUAUGUUGAAUUCAAGCUACCCAUUUUGGAUAUUUUUCAAGAAUGGGAUCAUUUUGAAAAUAUAGGCUUUUAUGUUGAACUUCUGCUAGCUUUGAGCAGUUUGGGGUUCGCAUCUUUACUGGCUUUGGCGUAAUGAACACAGUUUGGGCUCUAAGAAUUCUUAAGCCCAUAAAGAUAAGUUGUGGCCACGAUCGUAUUAAAGAUUCCCAGGGUAUAAAGUGUAAUAAAUACCAUUUUAAUGCUACAACUGCGUAAUUGGUGGGGCA